CCGGGGCCCCGGGCCAGCCCCGUGCGCCAUGAAGCGCUAGCGCUGCGGCCAGCGCUGGGGCCGGGCUGGCGGGCGGCGGCUGCGGGCAGGUGCGCAAGCGAGCGCGCGGAUAGGCGCGCACCCGGCGGAUGCCCCAGUCGGGGCCCAGCGAGCGCCAGGUAGUUCCAAUUUGCCAGCAGAAUGAAUACAGAAAGAGACUCAGAAACGACAUUUGAGGAGGAUUCUCAGCCUAAUGACGAAGUGGUCCCUUACAGUGAUGAUGAAACAGAAGAUGAACUUGAAGACCAGGGGCCUGCGGUGGAACCAGAGCAGAAUCGAGUUAACAGAGAAGCAGAGGAAAACCGGGAGCCAUUCAAAAAAGAUUGUACAUGGCAAGUCAAAGCAAAUGAUCGAAGCUUCCAUGAACAACCUCAUUUUAUGAACACAAAGUUCUUUUGUAUUAAGGAGAGCAAGUAUGCGACUAAUGCAAUUAAAACAUACAAGUAUAAUGUGUUUACCUUUCUACCAAUGAAUUUGUUUGAGCAGUUUAAGAGAGCAGCCAAUUUCUAUUUCCUGGUCCUUCUUAUCUUACAGGCAAUCCCUCAAAUCACGACCCUGGCGUGGUAUACCACCCUGGUGCCCUUGCUGGUGGUGCUGGGCAUCACGGCCAUCAAAGACCUCGUGGACGAUGUGGCUCGCCAUAAAAUGGACAACGAAAUCAACAAUAGGACGUGUGAAGUCAUUAAGGAUGGCAGGUUCAAAAUUGCCAAGUGGAAAGAGAUUCAAGUCGGAGAUGUCAUUCGUCUGAAAAAAAAUGAUUUCAUCCCAGCUGACAUCCUGCUGCUGUCCAGCUCUGAACCUAACAGCCUCUGCUACGUGGAAACGGCUGAACUGGAUGGAGAAACCAAUUUAAAGUUCAAAAUGGCACUUGAAAUCACACACCAGCAUCUCCAGAAAGAAAAUUCAUUGGCAACAUUUGAUGGUUUUAUUGAAUGUGAGGAACCGAAUAACCGACUAGAUAAGUUUACAGGAACACUGUUUUGGAGAAAUACAAGUUUUCCUUUGGAUGCUGAUAAAAUUUUGUUACGCGGCUGUGUAAUCAGGAACACUGAUUUCUGCCAUGGAUUGGUCAUUUUUGCAGGUGCUGACACUAAAAUAAUGAAGAAUAGUGGGAAAACCAGAUUUAAAAGAACUAAAAUUGAUUACUUGAUGAACUACAUGGUGUAUACGAUCUUUGUUGUUCUUAUCUUGCUUUCUGCGGGUCUUGCCAUCGGCCAUGCUUACUGGGAAGCUCAAGUUGGCAAUUAUUCUUGGUACCUCUAUGAUGGAGAAGACACUACACCCUCCUACCGUGGAUUCCUAAAUUUCUGGGGCUACAUCAUUGUUCUGAAUACCCUGGUGCCCAUCUCUCUCUACGUCAGCGUGGAAGUGAUUCGUCUUGGACAGAGUUACUUCAUCAACUGGGACCUGCAGAUGUACUAUCCUGAGAAAGACACGCCCGCGAAGGCAAGAACCACCACGCUGAAUGAGCAGCUCGGGCAGAUCCAUUACAUCUUCUCUGACAAGACAGGGACGCUCACACAGAACAUCAUGACCUUUAAAAAAUGCUGCAUCAACGGGCAAAUUUACGGAGACCAUCGGGAUGCUUCUCAGAACAGUCAUAGCAAAAUAGAGCCAGUGGAUUUUAGCUGGAAUACGUAUUCCGAUGGGAAGCUUGUAUUUUAUGACCAUUAUCUCGUCGAGCAAAUCCAGUCGGGGAAGGAGCCGGAAGUGCGACAGUUCUUCUUCCUGCUGGCGGUGUGCCACACGGUCAUGGUGGACAGGCUCGACGGUCAGCUCAACUACCAGGCGGCCUCUCCUGACGAAGGUGCUCUGGUAAGCGCCGCCAGGAACUUCGGUUUUGUCUUCCUCACCAGGACCCAGAACACGAUCACCAUCAGUGAGUUGGGCACUGAGAGGACCUACAGUGUUCUCGCCAUUUUAGACUUCAACAGUGACCGGAAGCGAAUGUCUAUAAUUGUAAGAACCCUAGAAGGCAAUAUCAGGCUUUAUUGUAAAGGUGCUGACACUGUAAUUUAUGAACGGUUACAUCGAAUGAAUCCUACGAAACAAGAGACACAGGAUGCCCUGGAUUUGAGUGGAAAGAGCACCAAAGUAGGAAUAUGUUCUGUCCCUGACGCUGACUUCCUAGGAAAUGACCUUGCCACCUCUUCCCAGCAUCCAGGUGAGACUCUUAGAACCCUGUGCCUUUGCUAUAAGGAAAUUGAAGAAAAAGAAUUUGAGGAAUGGAAUAAAAAGUUUAUGGCUGCAAGUAUAGCCUCAACCAACCGGGAUGAAGCUCUGGAUAAAGUAUAUGAGGAGAUUGAAAAAGACUUAAUUCUAUUGGGAGCAACAGCUAUUGAAGACAAGCUACAAGAUGGAGUCCCAGAAACCAUUUCAAAACUUGCAAAAGCUGACAUUAAGAUCUGGGUGCUUACUGGUGACAAAAAGGAAACUGCUGAAAAUAUAGGAUUUGCCUGUGAACUUCUUACUGAAGAUACCACUAUCUGCUAUGGGGAAGAUAUCAGUGCUCUUCUUCAUACAAGGAUGGGAAACCAGAGGAACAGAAGUGGAGUCUAUGCAAAAUUUGUACCCCAAGUACACGAACCUUUUUUUCCAUCUGGUGGAAACCGUGCCUUAAUAAUCACUGGUUCUUGGUUGAAUGAAAUUCUUCUCGAGAAAAAGACCAAGAGAAGUAAGAUUUUGAAACUGAAGUUCCCCAGGACAGAAGAAGAAAGACGAAUGAGGACACAAAGUAAGAGGAGGCUGGAAGCUAAAAAAGAGCAGCAGCAGCAGAACUUUGUCGACCUGGCCUGUGAGUGCAGUGCGGUCAUCUGCUGCCGGGUCACCCCCAAGCAGAAGGCCAUGGUGGUGGACCUGGUGAAGAGGUACAAGAAAGCCAUCACGCUCGCCAUUGGAGACGGGGCCAAUGAUGUCAACAUGAUCAAAACUGCCCACAUUGGUGUUGGAAUAAGUGGACAAGAAGGCAUGCAAGCUGUCAUGUCAAGUGACUAUUCCUUUGCACAGUUCAGAUACUUGCAGAGACUGCUGUUGGUGCACGGCAGGUGGUCUUACAUAAGGAUGUGCAAGUUCCUACGAUACUUCUUUUAUAAAAACUUUUCAUUUACUUUGGUUCAUUUCUGGUACUCCUUCUUCAACGGGUACUCUGCACAGACCGCGUACGAAGACUGGUUCAUCACCCUCUACAAUGUGAUCUACACCAGCCUGCCCGUCCUCCUCAUGGGGCUGCUCGACCAGGAUGUGAGCGACAAACUGAGCCUCCGCUUCCCCGAGUUAUACAUGGUGGGACAAAGAGACUUACUAUUCAACUACCGGAGAUUCUUCGUAAGCUUGUUGCACGGGGUUUUAACAUCUUUGGUCCUCUUCUUCAUACCUCUUGGAGCUUAUCUGCAAACUGUGGGACAGGAUGGAGAGGCGCCCUCAGACUACCAAUCUUUUGCUGUCACAAUUGCCUCUGCUCUUGUAAUAACAGUCAAUUUCCAGAUUGGCUUGGAUACUUCUUAUUGGACUUUUGUGAAUGCUUUUUCAAUUUUUGGAAGCAUUGCAAUUUAUUUUGGCAUCAUGUUUGACCUUCAUAGUGCCGGAAUACAUGUUCUCUUUCCAUCUGCAUUUCAAUUUACAGGCACAGCUUCAAAUGCUCUGAGACAGCCAUAUAUUUGGUUGACCAUCAUCCUGACUGUUGCUGUGUGCUUGCUGCCUGUUGUUGCCACACGAUUCUUGUCAAUGACCAUUUGGCCAUCAGAAAGUGAUAAGAUUCAGAAGCACCGAAAGCGGUUAAAAGCCGAAGAGCAGUGGAAGCGGCGGCAGAAUGUGUUCCGCCGGGGCGUGUCCGCACGGCGCUCGGCCUACGCUUUCUCCCACCAGCGUGGCUAUGCCGACCUCAUCUCCUCCGGGCGCAGCAUCCGCAAGAAGCGCUAUCCCCUGGAUGCGGUCAUCGCCGAUGGAACGGCAGAAUACAGGCGAACCGUGGAGAGCUGAGGCGUUUGCUUCAGGUGACCUGUAGCAAAACAAUCACACAAAGUAAAAUGUCUUCUUUUUUUAUGAGAGACUCGACUUUUUGGGGAAAAAAAAAAAAAAUUUGUCACGAGGAUGUUGAAGGCAAUAACCUUUUUAACAAGCUACAAUACUUGGGUUGGACUACUGCAAUAGCAAAGCCAAGGAGACCUUUUGAAAAGUCGUAUUCUUCAACUGUUGAUGUUUUGUUUUGAUUCAAAGUGAACGUUUUUAACCCCAUCUCAAUCUAGGACAAGAGAAUUAGAAAACGUCUUAUUUCAGUUCAAAUGGUAUUGUACUGUAAAAUUACAAUUAGAUUUUCCUGUCUGGGAUCUUCAGCACAAAUUUCUCAGACGCUCCUUUUUUCCGGGAGUCCACCCUACUAACAAAGAUCUUUUAUUUACAAUGGUAGUAACGAAAGAUUCAUGAAUGUUCAUCCCCUAGAAGCUAAGUGGUCUGAUGACUUUUUCAGAGUCGAUAAUGGGGCUGCCUGGUUUCAUGUUCUCAUACUGGUUUACUAAUUCAGCUCAAUCAACGAAAAUUACUUCACGUUUCAUAAGUACAAGGUUUUGAUCUGUUUCAGUUUACUACCAGGUUAAAAGAGCACAUUACAUACGUUUACUCUUACUAUUAUAUAUUAUUUCAGACACUUCCUGUAGUACCAAGUGCAUUUAUUUUCUACUGUCAUUAAAAAAAGAUACUUAAAUAUUUAUGGGCUUUUUAAAAAAAAGCUUUUAAAAACUGAGGGUAUCAGUGAUAAAUUGCAGAAUAUUUUGCAAAGCUUUCUUUUGAAAAGCAAACUUUUGUGCCUGCCUAUAUGUAAAGUAUUUUAUAAGGGAUUUGAACAGAGACCUCACUCUUUUCUACUUGUCUUAUGUCUUGAGAGAAAAGGCUGUUGGUAGCCAUAUUUCUAAGACUAACAGUGUAUCAUUUUAAAACUGAACAUAACUUUAGGCAAUUAUGGAGACUAUCCUCAAAGAGGUAAAAGUUAUUUAUCCAGGGGCUUUUCUCACUCUGUGUGUUUCACACACUAGUUUCCAUGUUUCAGUGAAGACAGAGAAGUGUCUUCAAUAAUUCUGUUCUUUACCAUUAGGUUGUGAAUGUUCACAAUACCUGUUCCUUUGAAUUCCUUAUGAGGAAAUCACAGCAUGUAUAUAGUUCAUUGUCUAGAUAUGAAAAGAAUAUAGCUCUUUAGUCUACGGAAGUAAAUUUCCGGAAGUUUACAACUUUUCUUUAUCUUGUAAAUUUAAAAAUUGUAAGUUUUUUUGUGUAAUUCUGUCAGUUUCAGAUUUCUCUCCCGUUUUGCAAAUUGUGGGAAAGGUCGACAAUGCAAAUGUGUCAAAGACUUACAUGGUUGGGUGCAAUAUUAACAAUUUUAAAAUGCAAAUUGCUUUGGAUAAAUUAUUUCUAUAUUCUGUAAAUCUGAGAUUAAUGUAUAUUUUUGUUUAAAAAAUAAAUGCUUUAGUAAAA
Lagenorhynchus albirostris (white-beaked dolphin) is the source of this 5502-nucleotide messenger RNA. RefSeq names its product ATPase phospholipid transporting 8B1 (gene ATP8B1). The record is from RefSeq and is a predicted model, not a curated record. Gene Ontology annotation, biological process: Golgi organization; phospholipid translocation. Gene Ontology annotation, cellular component: plasma membrane. The transcript is spliced from 29 exons. Bases 181 to 4017 code for a protein of 1278 amino acids. Gene Ontology annotation, molecular function: ATPase-coupled intramembrane lipid carrier activity; ATP binding; magnesium ion binding. Lineage: Eukaryota; Metazoa; Chordata; Mammalia; Artiodactyla; Delphinidae.